AGAGCCGCCAGCAGAGCGUCGCGUCCCGCUGACAGCGCGCACCCGUGCCUCCUCUCAGCCCUCCGCCCCACCGGCAUGACCGCAGCGUCUCGCGCCCCGCCGCGCGCCAGGUAAAUGGGGGAAAGAGAGAGAAGUCGUUCCCCGUCGCGCCGGACGAGCCGGGUGGAGCAGGUUGUGGGCCGGUGGCUUCGGCGCUCCCGCGACUCCAGUAGCAGGGAAAGGGCAUCUGGGGAGGUCAAGUUGGCUGGACCCACUGGGCCUGCGAUCACCCCCAUCAAGCUGACCGUGAAGAUUGCGAGGAACCUCCACCUGGACUCACACGGGUUCGAAGUCUCUACUCAGCUUCCCCUGCUGGUCACCGAGGUCAUUGCAGGAGGCCCAGCAGAAGGCCGCCUUCUCCCUGGUGACCAGGUGCUAACGAUUAACAACGUUGUGACAGAUGACCUGACCGCUGAACAGGCAGCUGAAAUCAUUAGGGAGUCGUGGGACUGCGUGACUCUGACCGUCCUCAGACACUCCGCUUAUAUGCAGUGUUUCUUCACACAGGGGCCAAAGUCUUCCUUCAUGACAGCAGAAAAAAGAGCACGUCUCAAGACUAACCCAGUAAAGGUUCGCUUCGCGGAGGAGGUGGUGGUCAACGGUCACUCUCAGGGAAACUCACUGCUCUUCCUGCCCAACGUUCUGAAGGUCUACCUGGAAAACGGCCAGACGAAGGCCUUCAAGUUCGAGGCUAAGACCACGGUGAAGGACAUUGUGCUGACUCUGAAGGAGAAGCUGUCCAUUCGCUGUAUCGAACACUUUGCGCUGGUUCUGGAGGAGCAGUACAGCUCCACCAAGCUACUGCUGCUGCACGAAGAGGAGUUCAUCCAGCAGGUGGUACACAGGAAGGAGGCCCACAACUACAGGUGCCUGUUCCGCGUGUGCUUCUUGCCCAGGGAACCUCUGGACCUGCUGCAGGAGGACCCCGUGGCCUUCGAGUACCUCUACCUGCAGAGUGUGAGCGAUGUGCUGCAGGAGCGCUUCGCCGUGGAGAUGAAGUGCAACACUGCCUUGCACCUGGCUGCGCUGCACAUCCACGAGCGCCUGGACACCUGUGGGCACACACAGCGCGCCUCGCUCAAGAGUAUCACGAAGGACUGGGGAAUCGAGAACUUCAUCUCACCAACCCUGCUGAGGAACAUGAGUGAGAAGGACCUAAAGAAGGCCAUUGGAUACCAUAUGAAGAAGAUCCAGGCCCUGCUGGAGCCCAAGCAGAAGGUGAUAUCAGCUACUCAAGCGCGGCUGAGCUACCUGUCCCAGCUGGGCGACCUUCAGUCCUAUGGGGGCAAGUGCUUCACGGCCACCAUCCUGCUUCAGGACAGAGAGGCCAUGGUGAGCUUGCUGGUCGGGGCCAGAUAUGGCAUCAGUCAGGUGAUUAACCACAAGCUGAACAUCAUCAGCACCCUAACCGAAUUCAGCGGCAUCACCCGUGUGGAUCUCCUCCCUGAGUCCGAGAGAGUCAGCCUGGUCAAGAUCUACCUGCAGGAUGUCAGGCAAAUAACCUUGCUGAUGGAGUCUGCCGCUGCCAAGGAUCUGUCUUGCCUGGUGACAGGCUACUGCAGGCUGUUUGUGGACCCGGCCCAGUCGGUCCUGUCCUGGAGCAGCCCCGCUAAGACCUACCGCAUCUCCACUGAGGAAGGGUACGUGUCUCGACGCAGCAGUGACCCGGAGGACUUCCCGGGGGUGGACCAUUCGACCAGCGCCCUAGUCGACUUGCACUUCUCUAUUGACACCGCUAGGGUGGCGCAGGAGAGAGUCGGGGAGAAGGAGGAGAACAAGGAAGAAGGACAAAAGGAGGAAGAGAUACAACAGGAGCAGCCGGUUGCGGCUGCGGCGACAUCGGAGGAGUGUGUGAAUGCAGAGUGUGUGGACAAGGGUGGGGAUGCGACUGAGGAUGAGCUUUCAGAGCUGUCCAACUGGUGCCCCACUGACUCACGCACCGACGCCAACUCCCUGGACAACCUGGAUGAGGAUGACCUUGUCCUUUUGAACCCAGACGUCCACCACCCGUAUCUGCUGGUCACGUCUGAGAAGCAGGAAUUGACGGACAGCGGCUCUGUCCCCUGUCCUGAUGCCGUCAGCACCAGUAACGAUGACUUCCUUUGCUAUGCUGAGCUCUCACGCAUGGCGGACUCCCUCCCCAGCCCCACAGAGGCCACGGAUGAGGAAGAGGAGCACCAGGGUCCCAGACUGCCUCCUCACAGGGACUGUAUACUCACUCUGGAUGAGAUGAACAUGCAGUGCCCCACCGACUCCAGACCCCCCUCCGACUGGGCGUGCGACCUUCCUGGUGAACCUCAUUGGGCCCAGUCGGAGGAAUACACCCCAUCCCAAGACUUAGUGUCAGCUCCCAUUCUCCAGCCUUCCCCCAGUUUUGUAGACAGCAGCUCGGAUGAUGAGUUCUUUGACGCAAACGAUAGGCUCACGCCCCCAACCGCCCUUGAGGAAUUUACAGAGAGCUGCAUGGAUGCAUGUAGCAUGACGCGGACACUGAACCUGCACAACCUCAGCGAGGUGGAUCUGCAGCGGGCGAUGGACCUAGAGCUGGAGGUGGACAAGGAGGAUGGGGCACAGCAGGCAUCCCUAAGUUUAGUGAAGAAGCUCCGCAAGCGACGCUCCUUCGUAGAAUCCGUCUACACCUCGCAAGUGUCCUUCCCCACACGUGGUCGGGAGGCGGAGGACCAGGUGCCCUGUGCUGACAGAGAGCUCUUAAACCUGCUCCCAGUGUUGAGAAGUGAGGAUGAGAAACCCAUUGAACAUCCCAACCCGGCUCUUGCUAAACUCUCUCAUCCGACUGGUUCUCAUGGCAACAUGAUAAGUGAGGAGCCCCUUAAGGAUGCCACGUUGUCUUCUGAGCUCAUGGAGAUGGAGCCAGAUACCAUGGAGUUCAAACCCGUGAACCACUUGCUCUCGGGGGCCUCUCGUUUUAUUGCGGCUGUACAGAACCACAUAGUUCCAGGGGAUAGGAAGUGCUCCAGCCCUGACUCGGGUGUGAGGAGGAAGGGGUUGGAUUGCACUGGUGCUUCUGUGGUCCUCAAGGAGCCGGUGCUUGGCAGUAAAAAACAGGAACUGAACAAUGGAACGAACGGUAAACGAGAUGAAGGUUCCUCCCCAGAGCUGGACUCAUCUCCACCUGUACACGCAACCAUACCUCCUUGUUCCUCAGGAAACAACAGCCCCAGUUCGGAGGAGGCUAAAGAAGCCGAGAGUUACGACGGCGACUCCGAGGCAGAAUCUCUCAGUAUGACCGCAGACCAGAGAGACGGUAGCUGUCUGGCUCUGGUCAACAAGAAAGGCAUAUCUCACAGCUGUGAAAGCCUGCUGUUGACAGGAGCAGAAGAUCUUGCCUUCUCUGGCACCACUGCUGAAGCGGGAGAUGGCGCCGCGCAAGAGCAGACAGCUACUGGCUCCCGAAGCCGCUCCUCGGAGCUUGCGGGCCGUCUGUCGAAUUCGACCCUGCGGGCAAAGAUCCGGAAGCUUCCCUGCUGCCUGUCCAGGUCCCAGGAGACCCUCAGCACUUUAGGCAGCAGCAGCAGCGCCGAUGAUCAGAGUCCUUCGCAAAGAAUUUCUGAAACAAGCCCGGUUACCACUGAGGUUGGAGACGUCACGGAAGCGGUGGCAGAGGAUGCUGAAGAAGCCUGUGAAUCUGCAGGGGGAAUCGUCGAGUUGGUCAGUGAAGAGCCAGGAGAAGAUCAAAAGCUGCUGCGGGAGGUCAACGAGGUCACGUCCAUCUCCAGGGUAAAGGGUACCUUGAUGCCAGAUGCUUCUCCUACUGUGUCGUCUAUGGAUAAGUUGCUGGAGGCUUGCAAGGACCCCGAUAGACUACGUAGCCCUGGGUCGGUUGAGCCGGGAGGCCAAUCAGUUGAGGAGAUUGAGGGGACGCAGGCCCCCAAAGGAGUAUAUGAAGGUUUAAAACACUGCGAGUCUCAGCAACCUCAACCUUUACCCCACCCCUGCUCGCAAGGGAAGGCUUGCUUUCUGAGCCCGCCUGCCCUACAGGUGAACCGGACCCCCGGGGAGACCUGUGGGUGCCGGACCACCUACUCCAACUGCUUCAGUGGAGAGCUGGACAGAGCAGCUUUGGAUGAGGAGCUGACUUUGCACGAGUUUUCCUGUCGGGCACAGGGAUUGCAGGGGAUGGGCCUAAUAGCGACGACGCCUUCCUCCUUUCCCGUUUCCUCCAUAUCUUUCUCCUCAAGAGCACCCCUUCCCCGUUCGUCUUUUUCGGAGCUCAGCCCCUUACUGUCCCCUCUGGAGCCCUCGGACUCUCUCCCUCCCGAGUCCCUGCAGGAGGUGCUUGGGGAGCUGCGCAGCCGGCGCUACGCCCUCCCCGGAGGGUUCGCUCACUUGCAGCGGGACCUGGCUGACCUGCUGGUCAUCUUACAGGGGGAGCCCCGGAGCCGCAGUCGGCACCACUGGGAGACCUGUGUGGCGCACCUCUCGGAAAACAAACACGUGCUCCACGCCGAGGCGCGGAAGCUCAUGUCCGACUGCCAGCGGGUCAUCCGAGUGGGCCAGAGCCCCGAGGAGAUGCUGCAGUCACUGAGCCAGAGCUUCCGCACGCUCGUGCAGCUGGCCAGCGUGUGCAUGUGCUUCUCCAGCUGCAGCCACUGCGAAGGCAGCCUCGGCAACGUGCUGGGUAGCCUGAGGGACAUAGCCAAGGCGUACGGGGACUUCUCGCAGGCGGCGGAGCUGGCGUGCGGCCGCAAGAGCUGCCACGAUCUCAGUAUCAAAGUGCUGGCCAGGCAGUGCACAGCCCUCACCUCCUCCGUCUUCUGCCUCACUCAGCUCUACUGCACCCUCGCCGCUCUCUGAGCGCCCGGGCCACCUCCGACCUCGAACCCGUGACCCUUACGUCUGAGCGGAACCGAGACGUGCUCGGGCUCCCUUGCGCCAGUCGCGCUGGGCGGGAGCUUCUCGCACUCCUCGGAUAAAGCACGUGAACGAGACGUUCUGCUGGAAACGGACGCACGGUACACGCGUUCACGUGCUUAAUGUACGUGAUUAAUUUACUUGACUGUUUGUUUUAUUCGAAGGAGCGAGCGCAAAGGGGCUCGGGAGACGUUCGUAUGUCUCCAUAUUUCCUGUAGCUCUGUUGGGUGGAGAGUCCUUUAUGAUGCUCAUCACGAUUUGCAGCAUUAAUACACUAACAGUUUACAAAUGAUGCCACAUAUCGACAUUUGGACAGACAAGCAGUUCCGGUUAUCGUGUCCCCGUGACUGCAAGGCCUUACGAACAGACCUCCGUUUAUUGGAAUUAAAUUGCGCUCGAUGCUGUUUAAAAGGCUAACGCUCUUAUUUAUUUAGGUCUGUCUACACAGGCCAAAGUCGCCAGGUAUAAUUGCAUGGAAUGCAAGAGAAAAAACCUUUAAGCACUUAACUGUCUUGAUGUCUCGACAAAGUGUAUUAAUCCCCGGUGCAGUGUGUUCAGGGGGUCUGUGAAAUGUGUGUGUGUGUGUGUGUGUGUGUGUGUGUGAGAGAGAGAGAGAGAGAGAGGUGCCGGUGUUUGUUGUUACUGAGGUCAGGCCGUUCCCAUGGCAACCAAGGGGUUUUUGCUUUUGUCCAUCUGCGACAGUCUCCUAGGAACAUGCGGUAAAUGUGCGUCUUAAGGAAGGGUAACCUUUGGGGUUUUCGUAAAGCACAAUACCAGCAACUGGCAGAAUGCAGCGGGAAGCGCAAUGUCUGCCGAGGAGACGAACAUUAGAUGCGAUGCCCUGAAGAUCUCGCCGCUCGUAGGUUUCACGGAGAACCGAGAUGGAAUUUUUAUUUCUUGAAACUUGCAGCCCUCGGAUACUCCGUAAAUAAUGCACGAGAAUUAGGCUAUAUCAAGGUACGGUAAUACAUGUUGGUAGUCAAAAACACCGGUAAGUUCUGUCCCUUUUACCAGUCGAUGACUUGAGGUUGAAUUUUAUUACCAAGGUCCUCCUCUUGCUGCCUGUAACGUUUCUAAUAUUAUUUAGUCCUGAACUCUGUAUUUGCGCGUCGGGCUGUUGGCAGCCUUCAUCCAGAUCGUAUGCGUCACUCGAAGGAUCAUCAGAAGGAUCCUGGCAGGUCUCGCACACGUUUACACGACCUCGUUUCUGCCAAAGCUCGUGUUUCACGGCCCUUUCAGAUAUUCAGUGGCCCGUAGGAGAAAAAAAAAAACGACAAAAAAACUUACUUCUGAGAUCAAGUUCAGGCUGCAUUUAAAAGGUUUAAAAAGCGAUCUGGUUGUCUGCAAAACAUGAGUAGUCACAGCAUUUGGUUUUUGUGCCAGGUGUGUUUUUUUCUAAAAACUAACUCAUUAGGUCAUGGUUACGCUGCGAAUGACGGAUGGAUAGUUCAGCGCUGUGUCUCCAACGAGAGGUGCGAACGCGGUCAGUCGCAGCCUCUCGGGCCGCGAAGUUGCUCCACAGAAGCCAUAUCUGAGGGUUGAACGAAGAGGAAAUGUGAAGGGAC
This is a messenger RNA of Scleropages formosus (Asian bonytongue), 6476 nucleotides long. RefSeq names its product FERM and PDZ domain-containing protein 1-like. The coding region runs from base 115 to 4854 and encodes 1579 amino acids. The record is from RefSeq and is a predicted model, not a curated record. Gene Ontology annotation, molecular function: protein binding. Gene Ontology annotation, cellular component: cytoskeleton. The transcript is spliced from 16 exons. Lineage: Eukaryota; Metazoa; Chordata; Actinopteri; Osteoglossiformes; Osteoglossidae.